This is a messenger RNA of Cetraspora pellucida, 945 nucleotides long. The record is from the annotation of a GenBank genome assembly. Lineage: Eukaryota; Fungi; Glomeromycota; Glomeromycetes; Diversisporales; Gigasporaceae.
AUGACAACUUACAAGUAUCUCAAAGGUAAAAAUGUCGGAAUUAUUGGUUGUCCCUUUAGUGGUGGGCAGCCCAAGGAAGGUGUGGACGAAGGUCCUAUAAAGAUGGUUGAAUAUGGUCUAAUAGAUCAAAUUUUAGAAAUGGGAUGGAAUGUGGAAUUCGACGGCCAUCGUAAAUUAACUGAUCUUAAACCAGCUGAUGAUCCUAAUAUAGGAAGACUCAAAAAACCUCGAUAUGUUUCGCGGGUGACUAAAGCAGUUGCUGAUGCCGUCGAAUCAAAUCUUAGAAGGGGGCAGUUGGCACUUACUCUUGGAGGUGAUCACAGCCUUGCCCUAGGCACGGUCUCUGGUACCCUCUCCGUUUAUCCCGAAGCUUGCCUUAUCUGGAUCGAUGCUCAUGCGGAUAUUAACACUCCUGACACUACCGAAUCUGGUAAUUUACAUGGUUGUCCUGUAUCCUUCCUGCUGGCAGUUGACGACUUGAUUCAGAAGAGAGUAUCUGAAUUUUCAUGGUUGAAGCCUCGACUCCGACCUGAUAAACUUGUGUAUAUUGGAUUACGAGAUGUUGAUCCACCAGAAAAAGAGAUUUUAAAAAAAUACGGAAUCAAAGCUUUUUCUAUGUACCAUGUAGAUAAGUAUGGUAUUGGCAAGGUUGUGGAGAUGGCCCUUGAUGCGGUGAAUCCCAAGAGAGAUCUUCCUAUCCAUCUUAGUUUCGAUGUUGACGCGCUAGAUCCGACAGUUGCACCGAGUACUGGUACUCCGGUUCGUGGUGGAUUGACCUUUAGAGAAGGACAUUACAUCUGUGAAGCAAUUCAUGAAACUGGUCUUCUUGUCUCAGUUGAUUUAAUGGAAGUGAAUCCAUCCCUUGAAGAUGAAGUAAGUGUUUUUGAAACAGUAACGGUUGGAUGCUCAUUGGUUCGCUGUUGCCUUGGUGAGACUUUACUGUAG